Messenger RNA from Quercus lobata, 1883 nucleotides. RefSeq names its product TBC1 domain family member 13-like. Gene Ontology annotation, biological process: activation of GTPase activity; intracellular protein transport. Gene Ontology annotation, molecular function: GTPase activator activity. Bases 240 to 1580 code for a protein of 446 amino acids. The record is from RefSeq and is a predicted model, not a curated record. The transcript is spliced from 9 exons. Lineage: Eukaryota; Viridiplantae; Streptophyta; Magnoliopsida; Fagales; Fagaceae.
AUUUACGCGGUAGAAAGAAAGAAAGAGUGGCGUGAAAUUAGAAAAUAGAAAAUAGAGAAGAAAAGGUAGCAUAGGCCAGGGCGGCGCGUGGACGUGAAUUGUGAGGCGAGGUGGGGGUAGUAAAAGUAAAAAGUAAGGGAAGGGUGUGUUCUGGAAUCUCCAGAUCAGAUCAGAUCGCAUAGUCAAGUCACGAGACUCACUCAUCUCAUCUCUGUCGAAGUGAGAAGAAAACCCUAAAGAUGGUGAAGAAGCGAGUGCCGGAGUGGCUGAACAGCUCACUAUGGUCUUCUUCCACCUCCAACGAAGACGAUCAUCGCCUCUCUGUCGCCGUACAACCUCCUCCUUCUUCAACCACAACCACAACCAUAACCACAACAUCACAACAAUCCAACAACAACAAUCACAAUCACAUUCACACAUCCAAAGAAGCUGAAGUUGUUGUUGAAGCAGAAGCAGAAGCAGAAGCAGAGAUAGAAACCCAUGCCCCAGUCGGUCCCUCCGCCGAGGACAUUUCUCGCCAGGCCCAGCUCCUUUCGGAGAUAUCAAAGAAAGUUGUAAACAUGCGGGAAUUGCGCCGGAUUGCAUCUCAGGGAAUACCCGACACUGCUGGAAUUCGUUCCACCGUCUGGAAGCUGUUACUUGGCUAUCUACCACUGGAUCGUUCGCUUUGGCCAUCUGAAAUGGCUAAGAAGAGGUCACAGUACAAGCAAUUUAAAGAUGAGCUUUUGAUGAAUCCUUCAGAAGUCACAAGGAGGAUGGAUAAAUUCAAAAGUUGUGAGAAAGAAGACUCAAAAUGUGAAAGCAGGUGCUUGCUCUCAAGAUCAGAAAUAACCCAUGGGGAGCAUCCUUUGAGUCUUGGGAAGACCAGCAUAUGGAAUCAGUUCUUCCAGGACACAGAGAUCAUAGAACAGAUUGACCGAGAUGUGAAGCGCACCCAUCCAGACAUGCACUUUUUCUCUGGCGACUUGCCUUUUGCAAAAUCUAAUCAGGAGGCUUUAAAGAACAUAUUAAUUGUUUUUGCAAAGUUGAAUCCGGGUAUAAGAUAUGUUCAGGGGAUGAAUGAAAUUCUGGCUCCUUUAUUCUAUGUAUUCAGAAAUGACCCUGAUGAGGAAUAUGCUGCCUCUGCUGAAGCAGACACGUUCUUUUGUUUUGUUGAGUUAUUGAGUGGAUUCCGUGAUCACUUCUGUCAGCAACUUGACAAUAGUGUAGUGGGAAUCCGUUCCACAAUAACAAAGUUGUCACAGCUUCUUAAGGAACAUGAUGAGGAACUGUGGCGUCAUCUUGAGGUCACAACCAAAGUCAACCCCCAAUUUUAUGCAUUUCGGUGGAUUACUCUUCUCUUGACUCAGGAAUUCAAUUUUGCGGACAGUCUUCACAUUUGGGACACACUCCUAAGCGACCUUGAUGGUCCUCUGGAAACCCUUCUUCGGGUAUGCUGUGCUAUGCUAAUACUCAUCCGGAGGCGCCUUCUAGCUGGUGAUUUCACUUCUAAUCUCAAACUGCUCCAAAACUAUCCCCCAACAAACAUCAGUCAUUUGCUCUAUGUUGCCAACAAGCUGCGUGUACAAUCCUUGGGCUAAUUUUCUGAGCUACACUUUUUUCCUCUGUCCUCCCUCAUUUUUGUGUUCCAAAAUUUAAUGUUUGUAAAUUAUUGGAUGUAUAUCUGGAUUGAAAAUAAUAACUGAUAGGCAGGAGGUUUUUUUUUUUUUUUUUGGGAACUCAAAUUCAUUGUUUACCUUUAUGUAACAGGCAUGUGUAAUUUUCCAUCGUGCUACCCCCUCCUAAUUCUAGAUUGAUUAGGUGGUUGACCAAGAACAUUUGUUAAUUGUCAUAUUUUUCGUUUGAUGUCUAUAUGAUUCAAGAUAUUGUCAGUUGAGUUUACA